AUGCGCGUCCCCUACGCCCCAAGCGAGCCUCCAAAUGAAGAAGCCCGCCCAGUCUACGAGCGCAUCGCCGAGCGACGAAAGCCGCGCCCCCUCAUCCCACUCGAUCUGGCGCUCCUACAUAACCCCGCGGUAGCAGACGGCUGGAACUCAUUCAUCGGCGCAAUCCGCACGCAAACCAGCUUACCAGCCAAUUUGAAAGAACUAGCAAUAAGCCGCAUCGCAGUGCUGAACCACGCAGUCCACGAGUGGGAUGUACAUGCCGCUCUGGCACUGAAAGCAGGAGUGUCCAAAGAAGUACUUCAGACUAUCUUUGAUUUACCUGUUACAAAACAUGGGAUGGUGGAGAGAGAGGGGCUGUUGGGGUUCAGCAAGGAGGAGUAUGCAGUUAUGGUUUAUACGGAUCAGAUGACUGUUGGUGUGCAGGUUGAAGACAUGGUUGCGGAGAUGGUCAAGGGCGUGUUGGAGGAUACCAUGGUUGUGGAGUUGACGGCGACGGUUGCGGCGUAUAAUGCCGUGAGCAGGUUUUUGGUCGCACUGGAUGUGGGCGAGUGUAAUGACAGGGCGAUGAAGUGUGUCAAGGAUCUUUGA
This is a messenger RNA of Alternaria incomplexa, 588 nucleotides long. RefSeq lists its product as uncharacterized. Gene Ontology annotation, molecular function: peroxiredoxin activity. The coding region runs from base 1 to 588 and encodes 195 amino acids. The transcript has a single exon. NCBI's taxonomy places the organism in Eukaryota, Fungi, Ascomycota, Dothideomycetes, Pleosporales, Pleosporaceae. The record is from RefSeq and is a predicted model, not a curated record.